Messenger RNA from Staurois parvus, 543 nucleotides. The record is from the annotation of a GenBank genome assembly. Lineage: Eukaryota; Metazoa; Chordata; Amphibia; Anura; Ranidae.
AUGAUGGAGAACCGGCCGCCCCUCACAUCCCCGGAUGGAUCCAGUAAUGGGAACCCACCAGAGAGAUGUCCCCGUCCUCUGUAUUCCCGGGAGACCACACAGGAACAUCAGGAGAUCCCUCAGGAGGAUCAGAAUGAAGAUCUGAUUAAUAUUAAAGUUGAAGAUGAAGAAGAUUUGUACAUGGAGGGUGAUGAGUCAUGUAUGGAGGAGGAGAUCCCUCCAGAGAUCAGCACAGACCCCGGAGAGCCAGAGAGAGAUGUCAAAGGUGAGGAGAAGGAAGAAGAACAUGUGGUAUUUAAAAAGGAGGAAGUUCCUGUAGUGAUCAGCACAGGGGCACUCAGGAACCGGAACACGACAGAGGGAUGUCCCCGUCCUCUGUGUUCCCAGGCUUCUACACAGGACGAUCACAAGAUCCCACAGGAUGAUCAGGGUGAAAAUUUGAUCAAAGUGGAAGUUAAAGCCGAAGCAGAACAGCUGUAUGUGGGAGGCGAUGAGCUGUUCAAAGGUGAAGAAAUUCAUCCAGAGAUUGGAAUAGGUGCGUAA